Botrytis porri is the source of this 1721-nucleotide messenger RNA. RefSeq lists its product as uncharacterized. Gene Ontology annotation, molecular function: serine-type endopeptidase activity. The transcript is spliced from 2 exons. The record is from RefSeq and is a predicted model, not a curated record. Gene Ontology annotation, cellular component: membrane. The coding region runs from base 129 to 950 and encodes 273 amino acids. NCBI's taxonomy places the organism in Eukaryota, Fungi, Ascomycota, Leotiomycetes, Helotiales, Sclerotiniaceae.
CUUUCAUUUCAAAUCUCAGUGCAUUCCAAGGUUGUUCGAAUUCGAUGCUCAACGACCGGAUUGCGACAAAAUCACAUUUUUAAGUGGAACACUACCUAAAGUUUUGAUAUUCCAAUCUGACCGUCGUUAUGCUCUCUACCGGUUUCACAGAUGUGCCAGUAACGCGCAGCCUUGUCUAUGGGGUUAUCUUAACCUCACUCCUCGCCAGUAUCACAGAUUCGAAACAUUUUUUCUACAUACAGGCGGACCCUCAUCUGCUACGAUAUCAUCAAUUGUGGCGGAUGCUCAGUUAUCAAUUAUGCUAUACCAAUUCGACAGAAGUGUUCUUUGGCGCUUUAACAUACUAUAACAUGAGAGUGGUGGAAAGGUUAUGGGGAUCUCGUAGAUUUGCCUCUUUUUUGAUGUUAUCAUUCUGCUUCACAUCGAUAAUAUCGCCAAUCUUAGUGAUCCUUCUACGACCCCUUUCCCUCUACGCGAUAAAUUACCUACCCGCAGGACCAACGGCUCUCAUAUUUGCUAUCCUAGCCCAAUAUCAUGCCGUCAUUCCGCAUCAAUACAAAUACAAAGUUGCAGCUACCUCUGCACCUAUGACCGAGGACAACUUCGUGGGAGUCACAUUCUCGGAUAAAUCAUACAUAUAUCUCCCCGCUAUUCAACUAGGUCUUUCUCAAUUUCCAGGCUCACUAAUAUCUGCUAUGGUCGGCUGGAUUAUUGGUUAUUGCUGGCGAAACGAUGUGCUACCUACAGCUCUCACGCGAUGGAGAUUACCAGGCUGGAUGGUGGGCGUUCAGGUCAAGAAGAGAAGUGAAGGAUUCGAAGGAAUGAGGAGGAGAUUGGAGGGAGAAAAUACAGCGGCUGCUACCGGAUCGGAUGGUCAGUCGGGCGGAGAAGUUGGGAGAAGGAGAACUCUGGCGAAUCAAUUUAUUGAUCAAUUUAGAGGAGCGCCAUGAUUCUCCGUUUAAUUAACAACAUCAAUGAAUUUACAUUACAUCCGUUCAUGCUCCAAGGAUGUUCGAACUGCCGUCAAGCUGUUGAUGAGCCGAUCGUAAAGAUCUUUGAGCCAUCAUGCACUCCGUCCGUGCAGCUUCAACCAAAAGCUUGAUAUUAAUCAUUAGCAAGGCUUUUAUAAGGACUCCAAGAACAGAAUAGUCCCACGAAAGACGCUUCAUCCCGCAACAAAGGGCUGUUAGGUGAAGGAGAGGAGAAGUCGAAAUCCACCGUCAUGGAAGCAUUGCAGAUAUGCAUCUAUUUUAAAGUCUAAUUCUAGCUCUGAUUUGAAUCUUAUUUAGAAUCUAUUGAUGUGCAACUAGCAUGCAAAAUCACAGGUACUCAGAAGUCACUAUGACCAGCGCAGUAUCAAACAAACACAGGCAGAACACAGUGCUGUUAACUGAGAGGCGCAACAAAUCUUUCCAGCAAGGGCAAUAUCGCAAGAAUAUUCACUACCAGGUUUUAGGUCGCUAGAGUAGCGAAUGUACUGAUCUACCAUUGCGCGACGAAAGUCAAGAUGAACAACCACAUUACGUGCGAGUCCAAUCUCUUUGGAGGUUUGGAUGCAGAGUAUCUGUUUCAUUGCUUCGUGCGAUAUACUUCCGUCUUCACUCUUUAGCUUUUUGCAUUUCGAUAUUCUCAAAGGGUUUAUGUUGUGAUAAAUUUAAGUCUUUACAGACUUGCAAGGACCGUAGAAUUAGCAUCUUACUAUCAAUACCUUCAUCUCAGAC